AUGCUCUCCCACCUCAAAUUCCACCGGUGGGGGUCCUCUGCCCCUAGCUCCCCAGUGACCCCCAGCGCCCCGAAAACUCCUGGCGAAAACAACCAGCUGCAACGGCACGAGUCCCACCAAAGCCAGUAUCAACAGCUCGACUCGGCCCAGCUGUCGCCACAGCCUUCCUCUGGAAGUAGCAUGAUGCCACCCGUGUCCGCGACGUCGAGCAACCAGAACAAUGCUAGCCCUGCCCUGCCACCGACCCUCCCUGAGAUAGUCCGCGUAGCUUCACCCGAGCUCGACCCCACCGAUCGCAAGCAUCACAAUGUCGCCGCCAGCGAGGUCACCGGGUCAUCACUCCGCGUUGACGGUCACAAAUAUUCCUCCCAGUCGCAACAGAAUCAGAAUGCCCCAGCGCUUCCGCGCUCGCCCUACGAGGGCAAGAUGGACUUGGGUUUCAUUGGUGGCGUGGCUUUGCGCAACUACAAGCGCACGUUGCAGGCCCAGCAUGAGGCGGCCAGCAGCCAGCCCGAAACCACCGAGAUGCCUCCAGCUUCGAAUUUGAACUCUGUCUCGACAUCGAACUCAAACGACGGGAGGCAAGAAACAAAGUCGCGGCCUUCGCUGCGCCAGCGACCAGUGCCAGCUCCCAUUAACACGGACACGGGGCCGACGAGACCGCCACCGCAGGUACUGCAACACCACACAUACGGGCCGCACAAGUCGUCCUCGCCGUCCACCUUUGUGGCGCCGACUGAUGUUCAAAAGCCGACAUCGAGCCAAGGUCUUUCGGGACGACGCCCCGCGGGCGCAAGAGCGCCGCCAGAACCAGCGACAACAUCAUCGACAUCACUCAACCUGGCGCCACCCGAACCGCACAAGAGCAGGAAAGGGUUACCGUUCCUCAAGAGUUCCAUGUCAUCCUUGCUCGCCCGCAGGAAACACGCGCAGCAAGUGGCAGAACAGCUGCCGCACCCCAGCCAGACGGAGCAACCAACAUACGACCCCCGCAUCAGGGGAACCCGUGUGCACGACUUCAGUGCUCCCAAACGGAGAGGCUAUUCUUCGGAAAGCCGUGAGAAUCGCCGUCAAUCUGGUGACGAGGAGAGACCGAGCGUGCCACCCAAGGAUUCGAAAAGCCUUUCGCCCGAACCGAUGCUAGUUCGCGGUUCCUCGGGGCCAUCAGUGGUCGAAUCCGUCCAACCGCACCCAGAGGAGGAUGUGGCGGUGCAAAGGCAACAGUCUAUCCCGCAACGUCCAGAGUCCUCCUCAUCCUCGCGGUACAGCGACAGGACUGAGAACGCACCCGGACCUGUACCCGCACCAACCACCCGGUCCAGGAACAUUUCCAUAUCCUCCGAGAUGUCCAUGGGGUCCAGACUAUCAGGCAUCCCCAAGCACAUGAAGAGCACAUCCUCGCGGUUUAGUUUUGACAUGAUUGGCGCAGCGAAGCAGGAAAAGUUGCUGGAGGAGCGGCACAGACAAAGGGAGGCAGAGAAGAAGGUCUCGGACAGCGCCAUGCCACGAGAUUCACGUUUCGACGAUUUUGACGAAGAUUUUGACUACGACGCUAUGAUGGACGAUGAUGGACUGGAGGAAAGGAUACCCGGCGUCAACGCAGACUAUGAAGAGGAGGACAACUUUUACAUUGGGGAGGACGACGUGAUAGGCGACGACGUAGACCCCGACAACGACCAGGAGAACUUCGCCGGCUUUUCUUUCCAGCGAUCCAAUGGCACGUCACCUCUGAUACCGUCCCCCGGGCAUUCCGGCCUCGUGGGCACACCGCAGCCCACGGGUGAGGCUGGCGACGGCCAGUUCUUGUCGCCGCCGCAAGCUUCACCGGCAGGUCUAGGUAUCCAAGGCACCGUGACAUCAAACGAAACGGCGACAAAAGUUGGACCGCAAGAGGACCUAUACUACGAGGACGACUUUGCGGAGGAUCUUGCACGACCGCCUUCCUGGGAAGGAGCUCCCUUUGAUGAGUCCAUCUUUGACAACAACGACACCGACAGCUACGGGCGGCCCAUUGCUGGCGCUUUUGCCCAGGCCAAGUCGGACCGCCAGGCUGCGCUAGAGGAGGCUGCCAAACGAGAGUCCGAUAUGACGUCGCGGCUCUCUGCGCAGUCCGACACGGCCCACCAAUCUACAGCACACACAUCUGUGAGCCAAGCGCAGCCGUCGUCGGCAAAGAUUGAUGAAUCAUGGGGGGGUGACACGGAGGCGACGCACACGGACCACAGCACGAUGACCCAGGACCAGGGCCCCAUGGCGGCAUACCAAGCAGCUCUCGCUGCCGCAGCUCAUGUGGCGGCUGCCAAGGGCAAAUUCAAGUGGGAACAGUCGCCAUCUGAGAGCCAGGUUCUGGCUCCCAAGGGGAGCGUGGGGGAGGGGGAGGAGGAGAAGCUAUGGCAGCCCAGUCACGACGUGGAUGACGACAGCUUCGGGUACGAGGACAUGGACGACUUUGAGCUCGACAACGGCUUUGUCGCCGAAGCGAACGCAGAGGCGCUUGCCAGCGAUUCGGACGGGUGGUACGGACAGGAAUUUGGAUUCUACUCGGCCCCGGUGCCCGGUCGGGAUUCGAAGCAAGGGCCAAGUGACAAGGCGGCUUUCAUGUACGCCAACGGGGGCUUCUUUGGACCCAAGGACGGUGUCAGCCGGUCCAAGAGCGGCCGGGUGGUGUCGCAGGAGCCGAACCUGACGCCGAUCACCGAGCGGUCCGAGUACUCGAACCGCAACUCGGUCAUGAGCAUGAUGCCAGGCUUCGCGCUGGGCACGCCGGUGCAGUCGCCAGGUCUCGCGCAGCUCACCAUGAUGGCGGACCGUGGCGACGAAAUGUCACUGUCGGCGCUCCUGCGAUUGCGCAACAAGGCGUGGGGCGGGUCGCAGGCGAGCCUGGCCUCUAGUAGGGAGGGCUCGCCCAGGUCCGAGAGGGGUGACGCGCCCUCGUCGCCGUGGACGGCGCAGUGGAACGGCCAUCCUCACGCACACGCACGGAAGGGGUCGCUGAUCUCGGGCAUGAGUCUCGAGUCAGAUGCGAACGCGCAUGCAAGCAACAGCCCGACGGCCACGGCGGCGUGCAUGUCGUCGUCGGCGCCUGUCGGUCAGGGGCGCUCCUACAUAGCACCUGCGCCGCGGCUCUCGGCAUCAUCCCAGCCGGAGAAGGGACAGCAUCAGGCAUAUGCCGGCAAGUCGCCCGACUCGGCGGGCACGUCCAGCUGCUACAGUCCGGCGGGUUCAAGCGUGAGCCCGAGCCUCAGCCGCCGCUCGGAGCCCGGCCACAAGCAUGGCAACUCGGCGGACAGUAUAUCGUACACGCGCGAGGAUGACAGCGGAGAAGGCAGAUGGGUCGUCGAGAGAAAACGGGUAGACGAGUCGGGGCAAGUGGCAACAGCGAGAGAGGUGGUAGAAGGCGGUCGUAUUUGA
Messenger RNA from Emericellopsis cladophorae, 3411 nucleotides. RefSeq lists its product as uncharacterized. Bases 1 to 3411 code for a protein of 1136 amino acids. The transcript has a single exon. The record is from RefSeq and is a predicted model, not a curated record. NCBI's taxonomy places the organism in Eukaryota, Fungi, Ascomycota, Sordariomycetes, Hypocreales, Bionectriaceae.